Syzygium oleosum is the source of this 3199-nucleotide messenger RNA. RefSeq lists its product as uncharacterized. The transcript is spliced from 10 exons. The record is from RefSeq and is a predicted model, not a curated record. Bases 225 to 3002 code for a protein of 925 amino acids. Gene Ontology annotation, cellular component: nuclear pore. NCBI's taxonomy places the organism in Eukaryota, Viridiplantae, Streptophyta, Magnoliopsida, Myrtales, Myrtaceae.
CCAUUCCCCUUCACUUCACUCACACUCUCUCUCUCUCUCUUGCUUCGCAGCUUCUUGAACUGGGGAAGCUUCGACAUUGCUGUCGGAGCGGACCACGGCGCCGACAUCCUUGACGUUUCGUCUUCCUCGGUUGUCCGCCCACGAACUCCUUCGGAGCUCCCCGGUCGCUGAUUUCGCAGGGCCAGUUGCUCUGGCAUAGCAUUUGACUGGGAGACGGCAGAAAAAUGGUUCUUGGCUCGGGGGCGAACGCUAGAAAGAGCGCCUCGGUACAGCUUGAUUAUGUAAUCCAUGUUCAGGAGAUCACGCCUUGGCCUCCGUCGCAAACGCUCAGAUCCCUCCGCUCCGUCCUGAUCCAGUGGCAGAACGGGGAAAGGACUUCCGGCGCUACUAAGCCGGUCGUUCCGUUUCUCGGCUCUAAUGUCAGCGAGGGAAAAAUAGAAUUCAACGAAUCCUUCAGAUUAUCCGCAACCCUGCUGAGGGACGUCAAGGUCAAAGCUGGGAAUGGCGAUGUGUUCCAGAAAAAUUACUUGGAGUUUAACCUGUAUGAGCCUCGGAGAGAUAAUAUCAUGAAGGGGCAGCUGAUUGGCACUGCCAUGAUAAACUUGGCAGACUAUGGUGUGGUGGACGAGCCCCUGAAUAUAAGUGCUGCCUUGAACUGCAAAAGGAACUUUAGGAAUAUGGCUCAACCUAUUUUGUACGUCAAGAUUCACCCUGUUGAUAAGGGUAGGACUAGUUCAUUGUUAAGGGGAAGUAGUCACUCGAAGGAGGUGUCUCUAGGUAUAAAUGACUGUGAAUCUGUUAUAGAUUCAGUUAAUGAAGAAUUUGCUGAGGAAGCAGAGAUUACAUUCUCCACUGAUGAUGAUGGUUCCUCUCACUCUUCUGCGACCACUUCUUCUCCUCCUCUGGAGCAUAAUGGUGGUUCGGUGCAUCGAAUGCAGCUGAGUGGAUUGGUUGUUACGGAUAAUAAUAUAGAAAGCAAUGGAAAGGAGCAUAUCUUAGCUUCUGAAGCUGGGCUUAAAAGAUCGAACAUGAUGCCAGGCAUCAUUUCGCAUUGUACUGACAGAGAAGCAGCAGAUUCCAUCACAAGAAGAACUGGGAAAGUAGGUUCUGCCCAUGAAGUUCACCGGAAAGUUUCCUAUGAAAGAACUGAAAUUAGAAGCAAUGACCCAACAAAUGCUGAGAAUGGCAUGUUGCCCUGUUAUUCUGCCAAUGAAGUUUCAUCCGACGAGAUGCAGGGAUUUGAUGACUAUGCUGGCAGUGAGGCCAACAACGAGAAGAGAUUAACUCCAGAAACUGCUGCCAUUUUCCUAGGGAACAGAAAUGGUUAUUGCAUAACAGAGGAAGAAAACGAAAGAGGUCCUGUGCAGGAUACAGGGGGAGCAAGAUACCACAGUGGCUGUGACAGAAAGGUGGACAAAGUAUAUCCUAAGGAUACAAAACGCGCACUUAUGGAUGCCAAGCUCCACCAGCUGGAGAACAAAAUUCAAAUGCUGGAGGGAGAGUUGAGAGAAACUGCUGCCAUUGAAGUUGCUCUAUAUUCAGUGGUCGCAGAGCAUGGUGGUUCCACGAGUAAGUUUCAUGCUCCAGCUAGGCGCCUUUCUCGAUUUUAUCGCUAUGCUUUUAGAGAGCUUCCCCAAGCAAGAAGAGCUAAUGCAGGAAGGAGUAUAGUUUCAGGAUUGUUUUUGGUGGCGAGAGCAUGUGGAAGCGAUGUACCAAGGUUAACUUAUUGGUUGUCAAAUUCUGUGGUGCUAAGAGCAAUUAUAAGCCAGAUGAUACCGAAGGGAAAUAUUGAAUUACCACUAUCUUUAAAAUCGAAAGAGUCCUACCCCAGAAAGAAGGGAAAUAAAAAUGCCAGAACAGAGGCUGGCAUUGAGAAUGUGCAUAAACUCAUAUCUGAAUUGGAAAAAGUUGAAGCUUGGAUCUUCUCCCGCAUUGUUGAGUCUCUGUGGUGGCAGUCUCUGACUCCAUACAUGCAGUGUAGUGCUGCAAAGUUGCUUGGUAGAGCCAAGGGCUCUGGCUCUAUUAAAAACAACAGAAAAAUAAGAUAUGUUGAAGAUCAAGAGCAAGGCAACCUUUCAGUGGAUCUCUGGAAGAAAGCAUUUACGGAUGCAUGUGAGAGACUUUGUCCUGUCAGAGGUGGAGGCCACGAGUGUGGUUGUUUGCCCGUGCUUGCUAAAUUGAUAAUGGAGCAUUGCGUGGCUAGGUUAGAUGUAGCCAUGUUCAAUGCCAUUCUUCGGGAAUCUGCAAAUGAGAUUCCAACAGAUCCGGUGUCUGACCCCAUUAGUGAUCCCAAGGUUCUCCCAAUACCUGCAGGAAAGUCAAGCUUCCAAGCUGGUGCUCAACUGAAAAAUGCUAUUGGGAACUGGUCUAGAUGGCUGACUGACCUAUUUGGCUUGGAUGAUGAUGAUUCACAUGGAGAUGAGAACGGAAUUGUGGAUGAGGAUGAAACACGAGAUGCUACCUUCAAAUCAUUCUAUCUCCUAAAUGCUUUGAGUGAUCUUAUGAUGCUUCCUAAAGACAUGCUUUUAAGUAGACCGACUAGGAAAGAGGUAUGCCCUACGUUUGGUGCAUCUCUGAUUAAGAGGGUUCUCGACAAUUUCUCUCCAGACGAGUUUUGCCCUGAUCCGGUCCCAAAUGCCGUUCUGGAGGCCUUGGCCUCUGAGGAUCCUUUCGAAGCUGGGGAGGAAUUAGUCAACAGCUACCCGUGCAUUGCAGCCAAUCCAGUCUAUCCACCACCCUCGGCACCUUCUGUGGCAGGAUUCUUUGGUGAGCUCAGCAACCAAUCUCAACUGAGAAGAAGCAGGUCGUCCUUGCUUGAGAAAGCACAAAAUAGCGACGACGAACUCGAUGAAUUGAAUUCACCAUUAACAUCAAUCUUCUUAAAUGAAUCCUCAUCUUCAUCCUCCACAUCCGCUGAGCCCGUCCAGAUGAAUGGCAAAGGACACUGCCGAAAAUCUCUUAGGUAUCAGCUUCUGCGGGAGAUCUGGACGAACUGUGAGUAGCUAUAGAAAUUUACUCCGUGAUCAAGAAAUGAUUGUCAUUCCCUCCACCUCCUGCUUCUCCUCCUCCUCCUCCUCCUUCCCCUGGCUAUUCUGAGAUGUAAAUAUGCCAUCUGAUUUUGUUUCUACCGGUAUCUCUGAAGCUCCUAUAUAGAAAGAAUUUGGCAAAAGCUUAACGUGUGAACCGCUUUGAAGAGUCA